This is a messenger RNA of Panicum hallii, 1806 nucleotides long. RefSeq names its product actin-7. The transcript has 5 exons. The coding region runs from base 169 to 1299 and encodes 376 amino acids. The record is from RefSeq and is a predicted model, not a curated record. Lineage: Eukaryota; Viridiplantae; Streptophyta; Magnoliopsida; Poales; Poaceae.
AGGCGGGCUCGUAUAAAGAGGCUCCCCCGCUUUGGCUGCCGCUCUCCUAUUUGUCUCGUCUCGCUCUCGCCCUCGCGCUCGCGUCACCGGACCUCUCCAGAAGCAAAAGGGCCGGGCGAUCCGAUCCCCUUCGCCUCCUCGUCAACGCCGCCAAGAAUACUUUGAGGAAUGGCUGAAGAGGAUAUCCAGCCCCUUGUCUGUGACAAUGGCACUGGAAUGGUCAAGGCCGGUUUCGCUGGCGAUGAUGCACCAAGGGCCGUCUUUCCGAGCAUUGUAGGCCGACCACGCCACACUGGUGUCAUGGUUGGCAUGGGCCAAAAAGACGCCUACGUGGGCGAUGAAGCUCAAUCCAAAAGAGGUAUACUGACACUGAAGUACCCAAUCGAGCAUGGCAUUGUCAACAACUGGGAUGACAUGGAGAAGAUCUGGCACCACACCUUCUACAACGAACUUCGUGUGGCACCUGAAGAGCAUCCUAUACUGCUGACCGAGGCCCCUCUCAACCCAAAGGCAAACAGAGAGAAGAUGACCCAGAUCAUGUUUGAGACAUUCAACUGCCCAGCAAUGUAUGUCUCGAUCCAGGCCGUUCUUUCCCUGUACGCAAGUGGUCGAACAACUGGUAUUGUGCUCGACUCGGGUGAUGGUGUGAGUCACACUGUCCCAAUCUACGAAGGGUACACGCUUCCUCAUGCUAUUCUUCGUUUGGACCUUGCUGGCCGCGACCUUACUGACAACCUGAUGAAGAUCCUUACCGAGAGGGGUUACUCCUUCACCACGACUGCCGAGCGAGAAAUUGUCCGCGACAUGAAGGAAAAGCUUGCUUACGUUGCUCUUGACUACGAGCAGGAGUUGGAGACCGCCAAGACUAGCUCCACCGUUGAGAAGAGCUACGAGCUCCCCGAUGGCCAGGUCAUCACGAUCGGUGCAGAGAGGUUCAGGUGCCCUGAGGUGCUGUUCCAGCCAUCCUUCAUUGGCAUGGAAGCUCCUGGCAUCCAUGAAGCCACGUACAACUCCAUCAUGAAGUGCGAUGUCGAUAUCAGGAAAGAUUUGUACGGUAAUGUCGUCCUCAGUGGUGGCUCCACAAUGUUCCCUGGUAUUGGUGACCGUAUGAGCAAGGAGAUCACUGCGCUUGCCCCCAGCAGCAUGAAGGUGAAGGUGGUUGCGCCGCCAGAGAGGAAGUACAGUGUCUGGAUCGGUGGCUCCAUUCUGGCCUCUCUUAGUACCUUCCAGCAGAUGUGGAUCUCCAAGGCGGAGUAUGAUGAAUCCGGUCCAUCCAUCGUCCACAUGAAGUGCUUCUAAGUUCCUGGAGCAGUCUAUCUAUACUUGUAUUUUGAGUUGGUUGAGAAUUAAGGUGCAUGAUUUGCAGGUCCCGUGGCUUUUCUAGCAUUGUUGGUUCUUUCUGAAUCAUUGAAGAGCUGUUGGCCACGGAGCAUUGUGAAAUGGUGGUAAAGUUGAUAGAUGUACUACAUGAAGAAACCUAUGUAGUACUUCACAGUCUAGAUCGUCGGGUCAGUUUAUUUUUUUUGUUCAACAACAGCAUCCAUCAGGGCGGUCCUGACGUAUGCAGUUGAUCUGGGUUUUUACAAGAUGCAAGGGCACGGGGGGCUGUCGGCUGUCGCUCUUGCAGUUUCAGUGAGCAGAGUUUGCAUUUGUAGCCAGCACCCCGGCGUGGGUGUUGAUGAUCUGUCUUGUAGGUGUUUUUUUUUUCACUUUGUUGAUACAGAUGUUUCUGUUUGCAGGGGAUUAAAUUGUUUAUCCUUGAAAUGUUCUACAUAGUGCUAUGAUUGAAGCAAGCUUUAUGCUGUA